GCACUCGAUGAUUGACUCAUGGCAUUCGGGCCGCAUCGAGAGAUUCGGUAAUACCAGGACAACGAAUUCGGUCUGGCAGUCUGUUAACUGUUAGCGGGAUUCUCAAACAGCUUACCGCAAAGCGCAAUUAAUUUUCCAAAUUGUAUUAUUUGUCAUAUGUUUUGUUAUAUAAUUGGCUUUGCCAGCCGAGUUGGCAAAACACAGGGACGAGGGACUGCAGCCAGAGUACGGGAAGUUGGGAAAGUCCGUAAAACUGAAUGGAAUCGAUUGAGUUUCAUUCAUGAGCACGUUCAGGCGCCGUAGGAUAUCUACCUGCCUAAGCGUGGGAAAGUUGAUAACGCGACGGCCAAGAUCCUCCAAGUCGGCCUGCCUCACAGGUAGAGCGCUACGAAAUUGGGCUGCUCCGCAAUUGCGUCGGAUCGCCGGGAUCUGUUGGGUUAUUUGUGCGACGCGCUGGGAGUUUCUUCUGUUCAUGAAAAAGUCCCAAGUGGAAAAAAGGCAAAUUUCCGGUUUUUUGAUCUCGUCUCGUAUUUCCCACGGCCCACAGUUCCUACACUGGGUAUAAAACCGAGCGGUUGGCUCCAGCCAGGACACAGUCGACCUAACGACAGCAACGAGAACACACACACACACCCAGAGAACACCAUGUUUUAUAUCAUACAAAUAUUCUUGAGCCUGGCGAGCAGUGCAACGGCUGCCAGCUUGACGGAGCCACUAAACUACUACCAAUACACACAGUUCCAGGCGCCACUCUCCUGGGAGGCCAUCAGYAGCAGCAGCUUGGACCAGGCCAUCGCCAGUUGUCAGCGGAGCUUCAAGUGGCAGCGCUGGAAUUGCCCCAACCAGGACUUUAUCAGGCGUCGCACGUCACCAACUCCAGCCCAGGCGCUGGAUCGCGAAGACGUCUAUGUGGCUGCCAUCUCCAUGGCCUCCAUCUUGCACACGCUCACCAAGGACUGCGCCAAUGGCGUCAUCGCUGGCUGCGGCUGCACCGACAGCGCCCUCAACGUGCCCUGCGCCCAUGAGCCGGCCAAGGCCAUGCAGCUGUACGAGCAGCGCUAUGGCGUGGGCUCCGGAGCUUUGGGCCACAAUCAGCGCGUGGUGGGCGCGCUAUUGGAGAAGUCGCUGGAGCAGGAAUGCCGCUGCAUCCAGCACAGUCCGCAAGGCAGCUGCCUGGAGAAGAAGUGCGUGCAGGUGCUCAAGCCAUUCGAGUCAAUUGCCCAGGACCUGCUCAACAUGUACGACGACGCCAUACAGCUGGACACGACCGCCAGCAACCUGAAGAUCAUGUGGGAGAACAUACCGCUCGACUCGCUUGUCUAUAUGCUGGACUCGCCCAACUACUGCCAGCCGGAGGCGAGCGGGCGCUGGACGGGCACCCGUGGACGCCAGUGCUCCAAGCACACGGGCAGCACUGCCGACGAGCGCCUCUCCUGCCAGCAGCUCUGCCGCGUCUGUGGAUUCCGCGUGCGAUCCCAGCACCUGCGCAGCGAACGGCGCUGCAACUGCAAGCUGGUCUGGGGCUUUCGCCUGCAAUGCGAUGUUUGCAUUCAGCUGGAAAGGCACUACAGCUGCUACUAAGCCAGAGAGAAAGAGAGGGAGAUAGAGCGAGAGAGGUAUCCACAGAGAGUCGGAGAGAGAGCGAGACUUAGCCAAUUGAGGGCGCUGGUUGAGCCCAGCCACAGCUGCAAUUAUUUAGUUAGACCUAAGCUAAUUUAUAUAUGCAUAACUCUAAUUUAUUGACAACAAUAAUAAU
This is a messenger RNA of Drosophila arizonae, 1756 nucleotides long. RefSeq names its product wnt inhibitor of Dorsal (gene wntD). Gene Ontology annotation, molecular function: cytokine activity; frizzled binding. The record is from RefSeq and is a predicted model, not a curated record. Gene Ontology annotation, cellular component: extracellular region. NCBI's taxonomy places the organism in Eukaryota, Metazoa, Arthropoda, Insecta, Diptera, Drosophilidae. Gene Ontology annotation, biological process: canonical Wnt signaling pathway; multicellular organism development; neuron differentiation.